CGGAGACCGUUCCUCUUCAGUCAGUUCUCGAUCGCUUCGGAAGUGAUUGCACGAGUUUUUUCUUUGCAGCAGCAAAUACCAAAAAAUCUUCCCCAAAACAUCAUCCCCAGCAAUGGCCGCGUUCAAAGCAACCAUUCUCUUCGCCUUCGUCGCCCUGUUUGCGCUGGUUUCGGCCAUCCCCGCACCGCAGCAGCCGGUUGCCGCCCGACAGCAGAUCGAGCCACGACCGGUGGCCGCAGCGCCGGACGCAGCUGACGAGCUCGAAGCCGGUGCCGACGAUAAGGACCUGAAGGGCGCCUCCUCCUUCGGCUACGGAUACUAUGGAUACCCGGGCUACGGCUAUGGAUACUACCCGGGCUAUGCUUACUCCUACGGAUGGGGUGCGCGCUACCCUUACUACCGCUACGGUGGACUGUACGGAGGCUACUGGUACUAGACCGUCGAUAGUGGCGACCUUCUUCUCUCCCUGCUUCCCCAUGGACAUCUCGUCAGCCCGACUAUCGCCACCUGCAUAAUUUGAAACUGCAUCCAUUGAACUGCACCGGACCGGAUAUCUCUCGCCCUAGUCGGUUUCCACCCAUCGUUCUCGGUGGUCGGCUAAAGCUGGCCAGGCCCCCGUUUCCCCUUCAAAGUUACUUCCCUUCUCGAGUCCGUCGUUGAAAAAUGUCUUCCUUAUCACAAACUUGACUCAACGUUAUUUAAGCAAUAAUGUACUGUUUGUUUCGUUUUUUUUUGUUUGUUACUGCCCAUUUGUUUUAUCUGCCCAUCUCAUCUCUCAAUCGUGUCGGUCAUUUUGUUCAAUUGUGAUCUUACGCUGCCGUUGAGUGCAACAAGCCAAGCACAGACAAAACUUUGAAAGAACAAAUACCUUUUUUACUUAAUGGUUAAACCUGUUUUUUUCUAAUAAAAACGAGCAUAAAAUAGUGUAA
Anopheles bellator is the source of this 929-nucleotide messenger RNA. RefSeq lists its product as uncharacterized. The transcript is spliced from 3 exons. The coding region runs from base 113 to 436 and encodes 107 amino acids. The record is from RefSeq and is a predicted model, not a curated record. Lineage: Eukaryota; Metazoa; Arthropoda; Insecta; Diptera; Culicidae.